Dentiscutata erythropus is the source of this 122-nucleotide messenger RNA. The record is from the annotation of a GenBank genome assembly. NCBI's taxonomy places the organism in Eukaryota, Fungi, Glomeromycota, Glomeromycetes, Diversisporales, Gigasporaceae.
UGAAGAUAUUAGUAGGCCUUCUUACGAAACAAAAAUUAGAUCUCGAAGAAGAAAAAGAAAUCUUCCAAAUCUCAUGAAAGGAAUCGACAUUGGAACUGGACCAACGCUUCACGGUGGUAUUA